GCGGCCGCAACGCCAUGUUGGCGAAGUCUCUCAUCUCUGUGAGAAAAAAAUGAUAGAAAACAUACUUGUCGAGAAGAAAAGGUAGAUCGCCGAGGGAGGCUGAAGAUCGUGGCGAUUAUUUCUUUUGAAAGAAACGAACCGAGCCGGAUCCGCAGAGGUUCCGGACGGGCGAGGGAGGCUAAACCUCCCACCGUCCCCAUGAAUAGCACCGCUGAUCCGAACAGCGACUUUCCAUGAAAAAAAAGACGUUUGUGUUGCUAUUCGAGCUUCGUUAUCCCAGUACGUUAAAGGGAUUUGGGGCCUGCUUCAAGAAUCUACUACGCUUGCUCAAUGCAUGCAAGCUAGGCGUUGUUUGUAUCAGUAUUUAUUAAGGUAUUGUUUUUAUUUGUUGAUUUUUUUGCGAUGAGUUUGCCACCGAAAGUGGUCCCCAAACAAGCCGCUGUCGCAGUUAGCGGACCUGGAAGUGGCCCCUCUCCGUCGAGCCAACUGCGGGCUACCCUGACCCCCGGGUCCCUGCCGCCGGGAGCCCAAACAGCUCCUCAGCCCGGCGCUGUACCACCGCCUCAAAUCUCACGGGUUCAGCCAUCACUGGAUGACCGAAUCUUCCCCACACAGCCUGGAGUCGCAGUCUACAGCGUACCCAGGCAUGCUGGUCCUCCUUACACUGCUCACGACAUCACAAAGGGACACCCUAACUUGGCGGGCACCCCGCCCGGUCAUGCCCACUCCCCGGCGCUCUCUCAGGUAUCAGUACCCACAGCUUCCCCAUAUCGCUACCCUAAGGGCUGGGAGGCAGGCGGAGGGUCUCCGUACAACCCUGGACAAAAUGCUGGCUCCGCCCCUCUAGUGUAUUCUCCCCAGACACAGCCAAUAAAUGCACAGCCACAGAGUCGUCCGUUUGCUACGGGCCCUCGACCAACCCACCAUCAGUUUUUCCAGAGGACUCAGAUGCAGACUGCGAGGCCCACCAUCCCGACGAACACACCCUCCAUACGGCCAGGCUCGCAGACUCCCACAGCGGCUGUCUACCCCACUAAUCAACCAAUCAUGAUGACCAUGGCACCCAUGCCUUUCCCUUCCCCGCAGGCCCAGUACUACAUCCCACCGUUUCGCCACAGUACGCCCUAUGUAGGACCUCCUCAGCAGUAUUCUGUACAGCCUCCAGGGUCUGGCCCCUUCUAUACUGGUCCAGGGCCAGGGGACUACCCUGCCCCAUAUCAUCCCCUCAGGUACCACCCACCUGUCUCACCCUCUGUCCCUGCUCCCGUUCCCACAGCUGGUCCACCCUAUUACCCAGGACACUCUAUGUAUUCCCCCUCACCCUCCAUCAUAGUGCCUACACCACAGCAACCUCCACCAGCCAAGCGUGAGAAGAAAACAAUCCGUAUCCGUGACCCCAAUCAGGGUGGCAGGGAUAUCACAGAGGAGAUCAUGGCAGGGGGUUCAGGGAGCAGGAAUUCAACGCCUCCUGUCGGUCCCCCCUCCUCUACCCCCACCCCACCACAGCAGCAGCUGAGCAGCAGCCAGACUCCAGCGCAGUCGCAGCCUCAGCCUCAGCCUCAGCCUCAGCCUCAGCCUCAGCAGGCCCAACCUGGAGGCUACACGUUGGAGCCCCCACAGCCCCAACAGCCACAGCAGCCACAGCAGCCGUUGACAACAGGGGCUUCAGACACCAAACCAGGGCCAGAUGAUACGCCAAAACUGGAGCCAGUUGUCCAGAAGUCUUCCUCACCUGGGCUUGUGCAGCCUGAAGCCCCUGUGGAGAGACUGGAGGCCAACACACCUGUAACUGAGCCCACUUCUGCUGUUGAACAAGAGCUUCCCUUCCCCGCCUCGACGACCACCCCCGUCACUCCCCCACCUACAGCGGCCAACGCCAGUGAACGUCCCUCAGCCAGGGAGUCUGCUGCUUCAGCCUCUUCUCCCUCGUCCACAGUCGGGGAGCAGAAACCCUCUUCGACGCCAUCGCAGACUCCCAACACAGACAAGCCUCUUUCAGACGCCCCAAGAACUCUGGCUGCCUUGCCUGCACCAGCCCCCAAGGCUUUGAACGGCCUUGCAGAGUCCGGGACUGAGCUAGAGACCGCGGCUCAUGAGCCUUCUCUUAUGCCUCCUGCUGCACUCCAGCCCCAGCCCUCUGCUCCUGCUUACAGAGAGGCCACCUCCUCUGAAAAUUUGCCUUCUGACAUGAGACCAGAGGUUCCCAUUGCUGCUGCGCUUGCCCCGAUGGCACCUGUGGCUGUGGUGCCAGUCACCCUGACCUCAAGCCCCGCCCCAUCUUUGCCAGUUACGCUCCCCCCUGGCCUUCCGCCUCUAGUGCAGGCCACAACAGAGGCUGACGAGCCGAGCAAGUCCUUAGACACUAAAGACCUUGCCCCCAGAGUAGGGACAGAGGCACAUGGUGGCAUUACUGAUAGCAAAACAGAGUCCCAGCAUCAAGCACUCAUCAGGAAGAGUCCCACUACAGUAAACCAGACGGCUUCUGCUAUACCAAAGACCUGGAGGAAACCAAAUGAAGGGAUCUCUGCUGGAGACACACCUCAAAAGGAGGAUGAGGAUGAGCUGAGGCCAGUGGAUCAACCCGCUGGAGACCAGGCCCUGCAGUCAGCUCCACUGAGCAGCAGCCCUGUGCCCCUACCAUCAGUCUUCACUUCCACCCCUGCUGCAGCUCCUGCCAGCAGCCCAGAGGCUGACAGAAAGCCCGCUGCCCCCGAGGAGAAUGGUGAGACUGAGAUUGAGCCCAUGAGGAAUGGAGCAGGCCACACCUCAGAGACGGAGAGCAGCGACAGUGGAGCCACCCCCGGAGACAAGGAGAGCUCCACAGGGGCUCCACAGGACAUGGAGGACCUGGCCGAGCCCAGUGGGAAGCGUCAGUAUGACAGGGACUUCCUGUUGGGCUUCCAGUUUAUGCCUGCCUGCAUACAGAAGCCUGAGGGUCUCCCACCGAUCAGUGAUGUGGUGCUGGACAAGAUGAACCAAAACAAGUUGCCAUCUCGAGUGGUGGAUUCCAGGGUGAUUUCCAGAGGACCUGAUUUCACACCUGCCUUCGCAGAUUUUGGCAGGCAAAUGACCGGAGGACGAGGCGCUGCACUUAUGAACAUUGGUGCACGGCGGCCUCCACCCAGGAAGAUCAUCAUGAACGUGUCGGUGAAUGACGAUGUGCAGCUGAAAAAGUCAGAGAACGCCUGGAAACCGGGCUUGAAGAGGGAGAGUCCCGCAGAGGAUCCUGAGACACAGAAAACACAGGACCUCUUCAGAAAGGUCCGCAGCAUCCUGAACAAGCUGACGCCUCAGAAGUUCAACCAGCUGAUGAAGCAGGUGACAGACCUGACCAUCGACACAGAGGAGAGGCUCAAAGGCGUCAUCGACCUGGUCUUCGAGAAGGCCAUCGACGAGCCCAGCUUCUCGGUGGCCUAUGGAAACAUGUGCCGCUGCCUCGCCACGCUCAAAGUGCCCAUGACAGACAAACCCAACACCACAGUGAACUUUCGCAAGCUGCUGCUAAACCGCUGUCAGAAGGAGUUCGAGAAAGACAAGGUGGACGAUGUGGUGUUUGAGAGGAAGCAGAAGGAGCUGGACUCUGCUGCAUCGGUGACGGAACGCGAGCGUCUCCAGGAAGAGCUGGAGGAAGCCAAGGACAAGGCCCGGCGGCGUUCCAUCGGCAACAUCAAGUUCAUCGGCGAACUCUUCAAGCUCAAGAUGUUAACGGAGGCCAUCAUGCAUGACUGUGUGGUCAAGCUGCUGAAGAACCACGAUGAGGAGUCUUUAGAGUGCCUGUGCAGACUGCUCACCACCAUCGGCAAGGACCUCGAUUUUGAGAAGGCCAAGCCUCGAAUGGAUCAGUAUUUCAAUCAGAUGGAAAAAAUUGUGAAGGAGAGGAAGACGUCAUCUCGGAUACGGUUUAUGUUACAGGAUAUUAUAGACCUGAGAUUGCACAACUGGGUGUCCAGAAGAGCCGACCAGGGCCCGAAAACCAUCGAGCAAAUCCACAAGGAGGCGAAGAUUGAAGAGCAGGAAGAGCAGAGGAAAGUGCACCAGCAGUUGCUCUCCAAGGACAGCAAGAGACGGCCAGAUCCAAGAGAUCAGAGAGAUCAGAGAGAUCAGCGUGUACAGAGAGAAGAGACCUGGAACACUGUGCCCAUGACAAAGAACAGCAGGACCAUCGACCCCACCAAGAUCCCAAAGAUCUCUAAGCCUCAAAUGGACGAGAAGAUCCAGUUGGGCCCACGGGCUCAAGUCACGUGGGUGAAGGGCAGCAGCGGAGGAGCCAAGGCCAGCGACUCAGAACUAUCACGGACAGCAGGCCUCAACCGUUACUCUGCGCUGCAGUCCACACCUUCACCUCAACCCUCCACCACACCUCCACAGAACCCAGACUUUGACUCCAGGAGAACUCUGGGAAGUAGUCGUAGCAGUGCAGGCAGAGAGCGCAGCGAGAAGCCGCUGAUCUCUGCCCUGCCAUCAUCACGGCCCGGACCGUUCACCAGGGGAGGCAGUUCGAAGGAGCUGCUGGAGAGUCAAACCCCAGAGGAGCCACGAAGAGACCGGGAGCGAGAGGGAGGCGAGCCCCGGAGACCAAGUGUCACCGAGGAAAAAACGGAGCCAGAGCGCAGCCGAGUCAGAGAGCCUGCGAAACCUGAGCCUGUGGUCCAGACUCCGGACAGACCUGCCCUCUCUGAGGAGGAGAUAGAGAGGAAGUCCAAGUCCAUCAUCGACGAGUUCCUGCACAUAAACGAUUACAAGGAGGCAGUCCAGUGUGUGGACGAGCUCGAUUUGGGCUCUCAGCUGCACAUCUUUGUGCGUGUCGGGGUGGAGUCGACUCUGGAGCGCAGUCAGAUCACACGGGACCACAUGGGCCAGCUCCUCUUCCAGCUGGUGCAGCAGGGAAUCCUGCCCAAACCGCAGUUCUACAAAGGGUUUGCAGAAACGCUGGAGCAAGCGGACGACAUGGCCAUCGACAUUCCCCAUAUCUGGCUGUACUUGGCAGAGCUGCUCAGCCCUGUGCUGAGGGAAGGGGGCUUCUCUAUGAGAGAGCUCUUUAGUGAAUUAAGCAAACCUUUGCUUCCUGUGGGAAGAGCUGGGAUCUUAAUUUCUGAAAUACUGCACAUACUAUGCAAACAUAUGAGCCAUAGGACUGUGGCUUCUUUGUGGAGGGAAUGUAGCCUCAAAUGGACCGACUUCCUACCAGAGGGAGAGGACGUCCAGGCUUUCAUCUCACAACAGAAACUCCAGUUCGUUCAGUCGGACAGCUGCAACCCUGAGGCAGCUCUGUCUAAAAGGAUCUUGUCUCCUGAGGAGCUGAGACGACAGCUGGAAAGACUCCUCCUGGAGGACAUGGCCAGUGACGAGCAGAUCUUUGACUGGGUAGAGGCAAACCUAGAUGAAUCUCAGAUGAGCUCGUCUCCCUUCCUGAGGGCUUUGAUGACAGCUGUGUGUAAGGCAGCAGUGAAAGAUGAUAACACCAACUGUCGAGUGGACACGGCCAUCAUCCAGAGGAGAUUGCCUGUAUUACUCAAGUACCUUAACUCAGACACUGAGCGACAGCUGCAAGCACUUUAUGCACUUCAGGCGCUGAUCGUCACCCUCGAUCAGCCUCCAAACCUUCUCCGGAUGUUCUUUGACUGUCUGUAUGAUGAGGACGUCAUCUCCGAGGAUGCUUUCUACAGGUGGGAGACGAGCAAAGACCCCGCCGAGCAGCAGGGUAAGGGUGUGGCCCUCAAGUCUGUUACAGCCUUCUUCACUUGGCUGCGGGAGGCGGAGGAGGAGUCGGAAGAUAAUUGACGAGGGAGACACCCGGGGACAUGACGUAGUAGAACUGCAUCCUUACAGCAGAACAAACAUUCAGAAUGCGUGUGUGGGCAGGACGACAUGUUUACGGCUGGAAUUUUUUUCUGCGGUACGGUUCUGAAACAUGCCGCCAUUUUGAGUUUGGAUUCCAACGGCGGAAGCACUAAAUACCUGUAUUAUACAUAGAAAAUAUUUUUGUUUUAAAUUUUAACUUACGUUUCUUUUGUUACUUUUUAAGAAGAGACUUAAAAGAUACAUAGGUUCUGGACUCUUUAAUUUAUUAUUUUUUUAAGGACUGCAAAUAUGAAAGUUAUUUAACAUUUGCAGAUGCUCACAACAGAACAGAAAUAACAAUAUAAUUAAUUAUAAUAACAAAAAUAAUAAUUGUGAAAUGAAUAGCCUCCCUGGACUCCACACUGUUUGGUUUAAAACAGGGUAAAACAAAAUUAUUUUGGGAUGAAGGGGAAGCAGAGAUAAAAAGGAACUGUUAACAUUGUCCAUGUAUGAUGUUUGAGGUCAAGGGUUAUCUUCUAAUAACCAGAAAGCCUUGGCUUGCUCUGCGUUGAUAUGUACAUACACCUCAUGAGAGGUAGAGGUAUGCAUUCAAGAAGCGAUGCAAGUCAGUCCACAGAACUGUCAAAACAAACGCAGACGAACAAACCAGAUACAUUCAAAUGAAAUGAGCAAAAAUGCAAGUUUAAAAAGCAAAUGGCCAGGGUCGCUGAACAUGAAAUGCUUGUAAUACUUCAGACCUACAGAGCAGAUUAAAUGCUUGUAAAUACAUUAAAGACAAAAAGGUAUUUAAAAAAAAAAAGUUGAUUCUCAUGAUUUGUUCUUUGGAUGGUUGGUAUUUGGAGAUGUGAGUUUCCAGAUUUUGUGCUUUUGGUGGCUCAACUGCAUCUUAAUUUGUGUGUGUGUGCGUGUAAUAAAUUGAGGCAGUCUUUCAGCUGUUCUGUUUUGGAUAACACUUUAGCUUCUUCAGAAGAGCUGAGUGAUCUGACCAAGAGAAGCAGCUGAGGGACCCGCUGGCAUCCGGCCCAGGAUUCACUACAUGGGUACCACUCGAUCCUUUUGUCUGCUGAGUCACUGAAGCACCAGUGGCAUGUCUGUAGAAGUGUCUUAGCAGGUCUUUGCUGUAUAUUUCCCUUGUUUAUUUUUUACCACACUGUAUAUAUUUGUGUAUGUAUAUUUUGUGUAUUUAUCUAGUUGUGAUGUGUUUCAAUGGGGUCAGGCAGGCAGUUUUAUUAA
This is a messenger RNA of Seriola dumerili (greater amberjack), 7035 nucleotides long. It is a transcript of the gene eif4g3a, whose product is annotated as eukaryotic translation initiation factor 4 gamma 3. Bases 403 to 5781 code for a protein of 1792 amino acids. The transcript is spliced from 35 exons. The record is from RefSeq and is a predicted model, not a curated record. Gene Ontology annotation, cellular component: eukaryotic translation initiation factor 4F complex. Gene Ontology annotation, molecular function: mRNA binding; protein binding; translation initiation factor activity. NCBI's taxonomy places the organism in Eukaryota, Metazoa, Chordata, Actinopteri, Carangiformes, Carangidae.